This is a messenger RNA of Penicillium taxi, 417 nucleotides long. RefSeq names its product DUF952 domain-containing protein. Lineage: Eukaryota; Fungi; Ascomycota; Eurotiomycetes; Eurotiales; Aspergillaceae. The record is from RefSeq and is a predicted model, not a curated record. The coding region runs from base 1 to 417 and encodes 138 amino acids. The transcript is spliced from 2 exons.
AUGGAUCUCAAUGAUAUAAUCGAGUCUCAGCCUCACUACAUUUACAAAAUAUUUCCAUCCACUUUGCCCAUCCGGGAGCCACUUCCUAACAGACUCCCAGUUAGUGAGCUUGACGAACAAUCUGGAUUUAUCCAUCUAUCGACAGCAGACCAGGUUCCCAACACGUUGAACCUCUUCUUUGCGGAGGAGCCAGUUGUCUACGUUCUACGCAUCGCCUAUUCUGUUAUAUUCGAAUAUAUCCGUUGGGAGUCCCCAGAUGGAAAAAGGAUCGCUGAAGGGCCGGAAAAUGGGCUGUUUCCACACUUAUACAACGGGCUGAAUUUGGGCCGGAACGAGGUAGAGAGUAUCGCUAUCUGGCAGAAUGACGAAGGCUGGGAAGUAGCUCUGAAAGACGCAAACCGAUGGCUUGUGUAUUAA